Molecule: messenger RNA, 2267 nt
Organism: Arvicanthis niloticus (Nile rat)
Lineage: Eukaryota; Metazoa; Chordata; Mammalia; Rodentia; Muridae
Source: RefSeq, a predicted model, not a curated record
UCUAGAUAGAAGGGCGAGGCAGACUGGUUAAGGGGCGGGAGGAUUAGACGCCUCUGCUAGCUGGACCUGCGACACCAGAGUGGCUCAGGGCGGCUGCCCUUCUGUCGGCAAUGCCUGAGGCUAGGGAAUCCCCUGGAGAACCCUGAGAGCCACCUGCACCGCCUUGGAAGGAUCGCCAGAAGUUAGCCCCAAGGGUUCAGAGAAGCUCUCAGCUUUUCAACUAUGGCCGGUGAUUUUAGGAAUGCUAUGAAUCAAGACAUGGAGAUAGGAGUCACUCCCCAGGACCACAAGAAGAUCCCCAAACAGGCUCGGGAUUACAUCCCCAUUGCCACGGACCGAACUCGCCUGCUGGCAGAAGGCAAGAAGCCACGUCAGCGCUACAUGGAGAAGACAGGCAAGUGUAACGUGCACCACGGCAACGUUCAGGAAACCUACCGCUACCUAAGUGACCUCUUCACCACUCUGGUGGACCUCAAAUGGCGCUUCAACCUUCUGGUCUUCACCAUGGUCUACACCAUCACCUGGCUAUUCUUUGGCUUCAUUUGGUGGCUCAUUGCUUAUGUCCGAGGUGAUCUGGACCACGUGGGUGACCAAGAAUGGAUCCCUUGUGUUGAAAACCUUAGUGGCUUUGUGUCCGCUUUCCUUUUCUCCAUUGAGACAGAAACAACCAUUGGGUAUGGCUUCAGAGUCAUUACGGAGAAGUGCCCAGAGGGGAUCAUACUCCUUCUGGUGCAGGCCAUCCUGGGCUCAAUUGUCAAUGCCUUCAUGGUAGGGUGUAUGUUUGUAAAGAUCAGCCAGCCAAAGAAGAGAGCAGAGACCCUCAUGUUUUCCAACAAUGCUGUCAUCUCCAUGAGGGAUGAGAAACUGUGCCUCAUGUUCCGGGUAGGGGACCUCCGAAACUCCCAUAUCGUGGAGGCCUCCAUCCGUGCCAAGCUUAUCAAGUCCCGGCAGACCAAAGAAGGGGAAUUCAUCCCCUUGAACCAGACUGACAUUAAUGUGGGCUUUGACACUGGUGACGACCGCCUCUUCCUGGUAUCUCCGCUCAUCAUCUCCCACGAGAUCAACGAGAAGAGCCCUUUCUGGGAGAUGUCUCGAGCUCAACUGGAACAGGAAGAGUUCGAAGUUGUGGUCAUACUAGAAGGGAUGGUAGAAGCGACAGGCAUGACUUGCCAAGCACGGAGCUCUUACAUGGAUACAGAGGUGCUCUGGGGUCACCGAUUCACACCAGUUCUCACCUUGGAAAAGGGCUUCUAUGAGGUGGACUACAACACUUUCCACGACACCUAUGAGACCAACACACCCAGCUGCUGCGCCAAGGAGCUGGCAGAAAUGAAGCAGAAUAGUCGGCUCCUCCAGUACCUUCCCAGUCCUCCCUUGCUUGGGGGUUGUGCUGAGGCUGAGAAAGAAGCUGAGGCUGAACAGAGUAAAGAGGAUGAACCCAAUGAGCUGAGUGUGUCCCAGGCAACCCAGGGCUCAAUGUGAAGUCUGUGUGCUACCCAGAGCCUCUUCUUGCCAGACACCAAGGAGCCUGGAAGGCCAGAGAGGCCAAUUAGUUGAACAAGCUUUGUGGGGCCCCAGGAGUGUGGGAGCUCUACAGAGAGGAGCAGUGUGUUGAGGCCUCACAUCUCCUCCUCAGGGCCUCAAAGAAAGUAGCCUUGCAUAGGCUUUCUGAGAAGUGCUUUCUAGGCCUCUGUGAGUGAGAGCAUUAGCUGUCACCAGAGUGGGGUUCUCAAUGAGAGUUCUAGGGUGGUAUCUACCUUCUCUCUGAUUACUGGAGCCUGCUCAAUUUCCUCCCUGAUUCUGGGUCUCCUCCUGAGGCCUGCUGCUCCAGGGUGGUAAUUCUGUCCAUGGAUGCUCAGGCCUCCAGCUGGGGAUGAGUUCACAGAGGCCUUCCAGGGGCAAUGCAUUUUUAGUCUGAGGCUAAAACCCACUGAUUAAUAGCUUCUUAGCAAGGCCUCUGAUACUACCUAGUGUGUGUUUUCCUCUUCUGUGUCGAGUGGACCCUGCGGCUUACAGGGUAAUUGAUUUAAUUAGAGUGGCCCUAGGACACUGAGUGUUUAGAAGCACAGGCAAUGUUGUCUUCACAAUUGCCUGACACCCCUAGUCACACUGUACCCUGUGCUUCAAAGGGGAGCCCCCAGCAGUUGUACCUUUCGUGAGACUAUUUGGCCUGAGAACUUCAAAGAACCUGUAAAAUGGUCCUGGGGAACAUGUGGAUUUCAGAGAGCCAGAUGAGCUCAUUGUACUAACAUAGGGAUGGCAGACAG